AUGGAAGCCAUCUCCCACGCAGGGUCUGUCCUCGGUGUUCUGGCAAAGGAUGGCGUUGUGCUUGCUGCGGAGAAAAAGGUGACAGGCAAGCUACUCGACCUCAGCGGGGCGAGGGAAGGAGGCUACGGUGGCAGUGGAGAGAAGAUCUUCUUGCUGAACUCGAAUGUGAUAUCUGGGGUUGCAGGUAUCACCGCCGACGCGAACUCGCUCGUAAAUUACGCCCGAGCAGCAGCACAAAGACAUCUAUUUGUGUAUAACGAAGACAUCCCGGUUGAGCUACUUGCACAACGGCUAUGUGACCUUAAGCAAGGCUACACACAAUACGGAGGUCUACGACCUUUCGGUGUAUCUCUCCUAUAUGCGGGCUACGACCCACACUACCAGUUUCAACUAUACCAAUCCGACCCAUCAGGGAACUACUCCGGCUGGAAGGCAACGUGUAUUGGCGCGAACAAUGGUACCGCACAAAGUUUGUUGAAGCAGGAGUACAAGGAGGACAUAGGUGUUGAGGAAGCCAUCGGGCUGGUGCUCCGGGUGAUGAGCAAGACCAUGGAUAGCACCACGCUGGGCAGUGAGAAGUUGGAAUUCGCUACCAUGACAUUGGAUGCGACCACGAAGCAGCCAAAAGCGAAGAUCUACAAGCCUGCGGAGAUCGAUGCACUGUUGGCCAAACACGAUCUUGCUAAGAAGGACGAGGACGCGGAGAUGCGGGCAACAUGA
Postia placenta MAD-698-R-SB12 is the source of this 720-nucleotide messenger RNA. RefSeq lists its product as hypothetical. The record is from RefSeq and is a predicted model, not a curated record. Gene Ontology annotation, cellular component: cytosol; proteasome core complex, alpha-subunit complex; proteasome core complex. The transcript has 4 exons. The coding region runs from base 1 to 720 and encodes 239 amino acids. Lineage: Eukaryota; Fungi; Basidiomycota; Agaricomycetes; Polyporales; Adustoporiaceae.